This is a messenger RNA of Triplophysa dalaica, 990 nucleotides long. RefSeq names its product adenosine receptor A3-like. Gene Ontology annotation, cellular component: dendrite; membrane; synapse. The transcript is spliced from 2 exons. Gene Ontology annotation, biological process: G protein-coupled adenosine receptor signaling pathway. NCBI's taxonomy places the organism in Eukaryota, Metazoa, Chordata, Actinopteri, Cypriniformes, Nemacheilidae. The record is from RefSeq and is a predicted model, not a curated record. Bases 1 to 990 code for a protein of 329 amino acids. Gene Ontology annotation, molecular function: G protein-coupled adenosine receptor activity.
AUGGUGUGGCAGGUCUACACAUCGCUGGAGCUCCUCAUCGCCGUGGCGUGCUGUCUGGGCAAUGUCCUGGUGGUGUGGGCCGUGUGUUUGAGACGGACCUUCCGUCAGCCCACUUUCUGCUUUGUGGUGUCUCUGGCCGUGGCAGAUUUCCUGGUGGGUGUGGUGGCAGUGCCUCUGGCUGUGCUGGUGGACGGUUGGGUUGAGAUACCGUUUCAUGCCUGUCUGGCAGUCAGCUGUGUGGUGCUGGUACUGACUCAAGCUUCUGUGCUCUCACUCCUGGCUAUAGCUGUGGACCGAUACCUGCGUGUUUCGAUACCUCUGAGGUAUAAAGAAAUAGCCUCUCAAGAGCGUUCAUGGAUCGCAGUUGGUCUGUGUUGGCUGAUUUCCUGUCUGUUGGGAUUUACUCCACUUUUUGGCUGGCAUAAUGAUUCUCUCGAAUCCCCUCUUCUGAACUCUUCCUACAUCACCUGCACCUUCCUAGCUGUCAUAUCACUGCCCUACAUGGUAUACUUCAACUACAUGUGCUGCAUUCUUCUCCCUCUGGCAGUCAUGACACUUCUUUACGCUCUAGUCUUCUAUAGUCUCCGCAAACGCCUUCGAAGGGAAGAUGAGACCCCCGUGCCUGGUGAAUCUCAGUUAAGGGUCUUUCUGAUUAAGGAGAAAAGGCUGGCAUGUUCUCUUGCCCUUGUUCUCCUUCUCUUUGCUGCAUGUUGGAUGCCUUUGCAUCUCAUGAAUUGUAUACUGCUUUCAUCAGGUCCCAAAGGUGUCCCACAAAUUGCUUUCUAUGCAGGAAUUCUCCUCUCUCAUGCCAAUUCGGCGAUUAACCCCGUGAUCUAUGCGCUUCGCAUCAGAAAGAUCCGAGAAGCUUACCUGGAGAUUUGGAGACAGUAUGUGUUGUGCUGGAGAGGCCAAAGUUGUUUGGAGAGAUCCCAACCAGGAGAACAGAAAGCUAGGAAUCAGAUCAAAUUAGCCUUGAACACUGCUUCAUAA